AUGUAUGUGGAUCACGAUGUCGAAGAGCAAAAGCGCGUCUUUAUCAGGCGCGGGAUGUCCUUGGAGGCCGAUGCCGUUGCUCAACGAAAUGGAAAACACAUUUCAAAGUGGGUUUUCCCUCUGGGAUUCGUUAGAUGGAAACCUAAGUUCUGUGAGAGCAGAUCAACUCUGGCUGCUGUCAUUCUUGACUACAUGGGUCUGUACUGUGAAAGUUCCUGGGGUUUGGGAUGGGGUCAUAUAUAUAUCACUAUCAUCAUGUCAAUAUCAGUAACUAUUGCCAUGUACUGCUUGAUUCAACUCUACGUCACUGUCUCCUCUGAACUGGCGGAGCACAAGCCUCUAUUGAAACUAUUCUCCGUGAAGGCUGUUGUUUUUCUCACUUUCUGGCAGGCUACAUUUCUGUCACUUCUCAGUAUGUUUGGAGUUAUUAAAAAUACAAAAUAUAUGACUGCAGAUGACGUCAACAUCGGCAUUGCUGCAGUUCUGGAAACAUUUGAAAUGAUGCUUUUUGCUUUCUUACAUAUUAAGGCGUUCAGUUACAAACCAUACAAAUAUCCACGUCUCGAUGUCUUUGAUGAAUUUGCAACACCCCAAAAAACUCCCCCAUGGCGCUCUCUCGCGCAUGCAAUGGACUUCCGAGAAACCUUUCGGGAAAUUUGGAUUGGGAUUGUUUACAUGUUCUACAAGCUACGUGGAAGAGAACCAAUAACCGAUUUGAAAGUCAAACGGGAAGGGCACUACUCAGGUGCCUUUGGAAUGCAAAGGCCAUUGCCUGGUGACGGGAAGUCGGUAUCUCGGCAGUUAGAGCAUCGUCCCAAAUUGAAUACAGCGACCUUGCCAAGUGUUCAGAUUGAAGUUGAUAAGGCGGUUGAAGUAGAGGGAGAAAGGCAGUGGCUGAUGCUAGAGGAUUUUGAUCGACGUGGGCUUCAUCCGAAGCGGGAGAAGAGUGACAGUCUUCAGGAACAGAUCGACCGUGAGCUGGAGAGGCUCCGAUGCCAAGACACGGAUAAACACAGUAUCCAGAAUCCCAUUAUUAACCGAGUACGACACCAGGGUGGUCAACGUUCGUGGUGGCGUAAUGUCUACUACCGCAUCUCUCAAUCUAGUCCUGACGGGGACGAUGCUGAAAAAGAACCAUUACAACAGCGAAGACAAUUGUCUCCCCGUCGACUUCGUACUUUCGGUGACGCCGAGCUCAAAGAUGAACUCUGUAAUCUAGACGAUCAGCCUCCUCAAAGCGUGCUUUACCCGCUUCAAUCUCACUGGCCAAGAACCGUGAAUAAGGAAGCUCAAUUUGAAGCUACAGGCAAUGGUCGUGGCGAGCAAUCAAUCGAUGAAAAUUAUAAAGUGUUGCAUCAGAAUCACAAUCCGGAGACUCGCCUAUUAAUCAACUCCCCUGCACCUUCUCCUUAUCGCGCUUCGAGAUCGUCGCCUGACGCUUCUCAUCUUCCUUCUUCCAAAUUACAAACUCCCAUAAACGGCGUUCCCCGGCCAUUGACUUACGACGAUCCAUAUCUGUUUAAUGUUCCCAUCAGAUAUCCCAUUGAUCCAAAUGAAGGAAACCACCCCCCACCUUCCGCUAGAAAGCAAAAUGGACCGUCAUCGCGCCCUUUUGGCAACACUUUAACCAUGCCAGUUCCUUUAGACCCUCAAAGUCCAUUACAUUGCAAAAACGCUCGGUAUUCCUUGAGCUCGUCCUCAGUACUAACGUCAUUUAACUCAAAUCCCGGAGUUUCUGGCUAUGCACAGCGGAAGGUAAAUUUUGACAAUCCUCGUUCGUCUAUCCAUAGGCGAGAGCCUGCUGGAGAGUCUCAAGACAAUGUAACGUGGCAUCAGAAGCACACAAAUCCCGCUUAUUCUCGGAUCCGCUUUUCACGUAUACCGUCCAUUCAUUCUGCAACUCAGACUUCAAACGCGAUUAUAUUUCCAAGGACAGAGCGUCCUUGA
Molecule: messenger RNA, 1947 nt
Organism: Psilocybe cubensis
Lineage: Eukaryota; Fungi; Basidiomycota; Agaricomycetes; Agaricales; Agrocybaceae
Product: Transmembrane protein 184-like protein
Exons: 7
Coding region: 1-1947 (648 amino acids)
Biological process (GO): transport
Molecular function (GO): transporter activity
Source: RefSeq, a predicted model, not a curated record